Cheilinus undulatus (humphead wrasse) is the source of this 7190-nucleotide messenger RNA. RefSeq names its product ankyrin repeat domain 13B (gene ankrd13b). The coding region runs from base 323 to 2101 and encodes 592 amino acids. NCBI's taxonomy places the organism in Eukaryota, Metazoa, Chordata, Actinopteri, Labriformes, Labridae. Gene Ontology annotation, molecular function: protein binding. The record is from RefSeq and is a predicted model, not a curated record. Gene Ontology annotation, cellular component: cytoplasm. The transcript has 15 exons.
AGUACCAGGGUAGGUAGGAGAGAGAGAGAGAGAAAGAGAGAGAGAGAGAAGGGAGGGUAGAGGAGCCGAUGGUUAAAGCAGGUGUAGCCUAGCCUUCUGAGACAGUCAAACGAGAGGUUCAUAUUGAUUUAUGUUUUCCACGAACGUAUGCUUUUUAAUUUUAAACGACGCGAACAUCAUUGUUUCUGCAGCAGGCUGCAUCGAUACGCCUUGGGGCUUCACACCGACAAAUGAUAGGCUGGAUUGUAUAGGGUAAAUUCAUAACUAAGUAUAGCUGGAAUUCACUGUGUAGAAAGGGGAGGAGGCUAAUUAUGAUCCGAGGAUGAUUUCUGCCAAGAAAACUCCAGAGAAGUGUCGUUAUCCUAUCCACUAUUUGGUGUGGCACAACAAACACCGACAGCUGGAGAAAGAGCUGGCAACGAAUGAGCAGAUUGAUCUAGAGUCCCUAGACCCCCGUGGCCGGACCCCUCUCCACCUGGCUGUGACACUGGGCCAUCUUGACUGUGCUAGAGUCCUGCUGCAGCAUGGAGCUGACAGCAGCAAGGACAACCGCAAUGGUUGGACUGUUCUCCAGGAGGCUGUGAGUACCAGAGAUCCAGAGUUAGUGCGUCUUGUGCUUCGUUACCGAGACUACCAGAGGACAGCCAAGAGGCUGGCGGGUAUCCCCGUCCUGCUGGAGCGACUGCGCAAGGCUCAGGACUUCUAUGUGGAGAUGAAAUGGGAGUUUACCAGCUGGGUUCCCUUGGUGUCCCGGAUCUGCCCCAGUGACACCUACAGGGUCUGGAAGAGUGGCCAGUGUCUCCGUGUUGACACCACCUUGAUGGGCUUCGACCAGAUGACCUGGCAGAGAGGAAACAGAAGCUUUAUUUUCAGAGGAAGAGAUUCCAGUGCAGAAGUUCUGGAGGUGGACCACGACAGACAGCUGGUCUACUGUGAGACCCUGUGUGUCUCGUCUCUAGCCGCACUCACACCUGCCCAGCUGAAUGGCAGUGCAUGCAGUGACACUGUAGCUGGACUGGGCCGUCUGGGGGUGGCACAGCCCAGUGACGAGCAGGUAGCAGGAAGAUUAUCGGCCCCUGUGGUGACCACUCAGCUGGACACGCGCAACAUUGCCUUUGAGAGGAAUAAGACGGGUAUACUGGGCUGGAGGAGUGAGAAGACGGAGAUGGUGAAUGGAUAUGAAGCCAAGGUGUAUGCGGCCUCUAAUGUAGAACUGAUCACCAGGACCAGAACAGAUCAUCUCUCUGACCAGAACAAGAACAAGGUGAAAGGUGGUAAGACUCCACUGCAGAACUUUCUUGGCAUUGCAGAGCAACACAUGGGGCCCAGCAAUGGGGCCCUGGUUACCCAGAUGUCUUGUCCUGCUGUGACCAAUCCUGCAGCACUGACAGCUGAGGAAUACUUCAACCCCAGCCUUUCACCAACUCAGAGGGACAUCGGCCAUCCUUGCCACCUCACCACCAAGACCCAGAGGUUUAAAGCCAAGCUGUGGUUGUGUGAGUCCCAUCCUCUGUCCCUGGCAGAACAAGUGGUACCUAUCAUCGAUCUCAUGGCCAUCUCAAACGCCCUGUUUGCCAAGCUUCGUGACUUCAUUACUCUGCGCUUGCCACCUGGCUUCCCUGUCAAGAUUGAGAUCCCUCUCUACCACAUCCUGAAUGCCAGGAUCACAUUCAGUAAUGUGAACGGCUGUGAUGAAGGAGCUGGUAUACGUACUGACAAUGAAGCUGGAGUGGAAGGGGAGGGACAGAGAGACACUAUGAGGACAGACACCCCAUCUCCAGGAAGUGACUCCUCCAGUGUAUCCAGCUCCAGCUCAACAAUGUCAUGUCGAGCUGGAGAGAUUCCCCCAUGUGUGUUUGAGCCCCCUCCUGGAUACACCAUGCUGGGCGGCAAACAGAGAGACAGCAUGAGGGAUGAGGAGGAGGACCUACUUCAGUUUGCAAUACAGCAGAGUCUGCUGGAAGCCGGAUCUGAAUAUGAUCAGGUGACCAUCUGGGAGGCCCUAACCAACAGCAAGCCAGGAACUCACCCUUUUUCCUGUGACCCAAGUCGUCUGGAGAGGACCCCCCAGCACAAGCCUUGCCCCCCAUCCAGCCUCUAGUUCACCUCCUCCAGGAAGACGCCCUCCAACUGCUGCUAUGACAAGCAGCUACACAUUGCUAUGGAAAUCUCAGCUUGGAAAGAGGAAGAAGCAAAGCUUCAGUGGUGGUGUCUGGAGGAGGAAAUGCUGCAGCGCAUCAUCAAGCUGUCACUCAUGGAGAAAUAAAAGCUGAGUUACCAGUCAAGGGUCUGAGGGAAGGGUCUGGUCCGAAGACGUAUAGGAGAAAAGAUCAACAGAGGCUACUUUUAAUCUUAAAGCACAUUUUAAAGUGGUGGGUAGAAAUGCCAAAUUCCUCUUUAAAUGAUUUCAUAGGAUAAAAGUCUUCCUUUCUCUCUUAUCACCUUAGCCAGACCCUUCCCCUGAAGCCAUACUGUGAUGGGGCUGUCCUGCCUCAGACAGCCAGAGAGGGACGCCAGUUCCCUCUUUCUUGUGCCACAUGGUACUUUUUGUGACCAGUGCCAGUUUACAAUCAACAAUAAACCCAAGAGAAAGGGAAUGCCUCCUUGGAUGACUGAUGUCUGUCUGUUUGUAGGAUGUUUGUGUCUCUUUGUGAGUGUAUGAGUGAAUGUGUUUCAAAACCAGCUCUCCACACUGGGGUCACCAGGUCACCUUCUGCUCUGAAAACACACUAACACAAAUGCUGACUCCUUUUGCAGUUGAGUUGUGUGGUUUCUGUCUUAACUGUGAUUAAAUACAGAUUUCUUUCAAGCAGUAAAAAUGCAGGACCAGUUUUGUUGAGAAUACUGUAACCUUGUUGAGUUUAGUUAAAGGUAAACAAAGCAUCACAGUUUCUCAGUUUUUAAUAAAAACAUGAACUGGUUAUUUUUAUGAUUUGCACAAAAUCCAGAUGUACUGUAAUUUUGCCUGAUUUAUACCUCUGUGUUGAAUCUACACCGUAGUACACGCUGUUGGUUUUCAUUACCCUUCGUGAACCUUCCCAGAGGUCUGCAUGUAAACCCACCAAAAUGUAUCUGGAGGGGUUACAUGCAGAUCUUGUGAUUGGUCCUCUUGAGUGCACUGGUUGACUGUCUGUCUCUGUCUACAGUCAUGUUGUGUGUACUGUAGAGUGAGAUAAAUGGCUGCUGACAAUUAGUCAAACCUACUUGCCAGGAAUGCUGCCAUUAGGCAGUAAAAAAGGAGCCUCAUCAAAAUUUCAAGCCAUGAUAACCAUAUUUUCCCUUUAAUAACAGUCAUUCUUGGCAUUCAAAGAUCAGGAAUCUUUGGCCAGUUUUAACCCCUUUUCUCAAAACCAAGUAAGCCUUUUCAGUAAUGUUAAUUUGGAUGGGCCCAUUGAACUAAACCAGUGAUUUCAGACUUCAUAGCUAAACCAUGACCUGCACAAAAUUUGGGAUGCCAGAAAGAUUAGGAGACAAUGCAGGGCAACUUUCUAGGGUACAUUUGAACCCAGCAGUAACUUUUAAGCAUUUUUAACUCCAAAAGGAGGUAAAUGUUAACCAGGGUUCUCCUCAUCCAGCAUUUAUGUAUUGAUAUUGAUAAAUCACAUAAUCAUUGAAUCAUAAAUCAUAAAUCUUGGCAGGCCCAUUCAUGGGAUUUGAGGGGCCCAGCCAAUCCUGUGGGCAGGCCUUCUUGCCUUUCUCAAAAGCUGAACAAGCACAAAAUAUUAAACCUCUGCCUCAGCUGAUUCAGCAGCCAUCUUCUCUGUCUCCUCUUUUCUUUGUAAUAACUUUGAUAUGAUUACCUUAUACUGAAUAUUUAUCAGCUCCAGCUCCAACAUAAUGAGCUUGGUUUAAGUUUCCAUAGUUUUCUGUACACAGACAGGAAGUUUUGCAGCAGGACAGAAAACCAAGAUAGUCUGGCUGCAGACCGCAGCUCUUAGCUCACUAUUGUGAGAUGCUGCCUCUGUCAGAAUAGGAAACAUGCUAAAACUUUAACAACAAAAUCAAAUUAAACUUCUGGUUAGAGUUAUGGUAAGGGUUGGGAUACCAAAAGUUAAAAGUCAAAAUUUUGACCUGCAAAACUUGAUUACAAAACAUCUAAUAAGGCUGCGUUAACAGUCUGCUUACAGGAAGAAAGCUUGUCCUUCAUGAAAACACUCUAAUGCAGGUAACGUACCAAGUGCUAAAACUGACAAAGCAAUAUUAGCUACAUAGAUAAUGUAGAUACAUUUUAAGCUAAUAAAGCUACAUUAGCCAUGCAGCUAAUGUAGCUAUAUCUAAAGCUAAUGAAGCUAUGUUUAAGCUUAUACUACAUUUGAUUUAGCUUUAGCUACAUUUACUACAGCUCACAUUGCUAAAGCUAAGACUAAUCUAGCUACACAGGCUCAUAUAGUAAUGUUAACUACGUAGCUAGGUUUAGCUACAGCUAAUGGAGCUAAAGCGAGUCACUGUUCAUGUAUCCAUGGCUCAAAUAGGUCUAUACACAAUUUAAUCCCGGAUUAGACCUCUGACCUUUUUUCUGUUUUAUUCAUGAAAUCUUGCGUAGUCUAUAAUGUUUCAGUAGAUAUUUCAUGAAUGUAGCUGCCAGACCUAAUGUAUUAGUAAAGCUGAAUUUAAAAAACACAGCUAAAUUGGAAAUAUGUUGUACUGGCAAUUUACAUCUCUUCCAUUCUGACUUAGGCAGUACAUCACAGAAGUGGUCUGCAAGGAGUGGGUCUGAGAUCUGUGGUCUGCAGCCAGGCCCCUCUGUAGUAAACUGGGCUCAAAAUUCCCCGCUGAGUAGACAGAGUAUUAUAGAGCUCUGUGGACACACAAGUAUGAAGUUCUCACAAAAGCGUAGAUUUCUACAUAUGUACAGGUCACUGUGGUGUAGAUUCAACACAGAAACAUAAACAAGACUUUAGCUUGUUGGUGGAUCACAUAUGACUGUUAAUGGAUGUAGAUAAGGAGUUUGAGCACAAACUAGACUCAGGCCACUUUUAGUCAUGCUGAGGUCGGACUACACAAUCUUUUACAAAUUUCACUGUGUCAGAUUCCACGCUGUGAUCCGACCAGCAGUUAUGACUACCUGGUGUAUCCUAACCAAUCCUUACGAUCAAUGCGAUGAUGUUUCAAGGAAGAGGGUCUGAGAUAGACGACACCUGAAAAGAAAAUGGAGACAAACGUACUGGAUUUACUGUACAGUAUUACAAUGACUGAUGCCCUAUCUUCAUGCUAUUUCUAACAGCAGUUACUUACCAGAUUGCUAAAGUACGUCCACUAUUUCUUAUAAAAAAAUCUCUUUUUUUAGACUGUUAUGGUCUACGGCACAACAUAAAUUCAGGGAUUUUUUUGCCAGAGCUUUAGUAUGCAAACCUUCAUGUCCCAGCUUCAACAUCUUCAUUUGUUUAUCAACUUGGUUCGUAUACGCAUCUGGCUUUGCACUUGCAGGGCGCUGGAAAAUAAUGGAAGAAGGCAGAAAGAAAAAUCAAACAUGGUUGAUUGAUUUUCUGGGUUGUUGAAUCCCAAAAUUCUACAACUGCUAGAUCAGAUGAUGGACCUUUUGUACACACAUAACAUCUGUGAUGUCUCUCACUGCAGUGGACAGGGGUUGACUUUUGGUUACUAUGUAUUUUAGUGAUUAAUAACAUUCUAGGUGUAUUUGGGAGCCAUGAAAGUAAUAGAAAGUAUCAUAACUGAUAGGGGUAGACUGAUUAUUGAUGCAGUACAUUCCAUUUAUUAUCGGUAUUUGCAUUUUGUUUUACCAAUAAUCAGCCAAAAUCAGUUUAUUCAUAGGUGCGCUACUUUGGCUCCACUGCAAGGUUCGUCUAUCCCUUUGAUUUUAUUUUCAUUCUCUACAGUCUCACCUAAUGUCUUUCCCACAACACUAACUAAAUUAGAUGCCACCAGCCAAUCAACACUGAGGUCUGGGUCGCACUGACACAGGGAGUGUAUGGCAUCCCUUCCUGUUUCCUGCUGCAUCAGUGUUGAUCUGUGCUGUUACUCUUAUUGACAGAUACAGGGCUAAAUAGUUUUUCCUUCAUUUUCUAACAUGCAGUUUUACUUUUGUCACAUUGAGUACUUUCUGCUUUGGUUCCAAACCUCAGUUGCAUGGACUUAAUAAUUUAGCAUCAAUAUCUGCCCUGAUGAGCUAGUGUCAGUCGACCUCAAAUAAUCAAAUCAGCCUACUUAACACAAUUGUCAAAGCUGUGAAGACUGGAUGUAAAGUGAGUUCUCUCCUUCCAUAGGCAGUGAUCUUAAAGCAUACAAAAGCCUUGAUGGCUAUGUAACUUUCCACUUGUAUACCUCUUUGUUAAGUGUUUCAUUAAAAUAUCAAAUACCAUUCAGUUAAGGGUUGCUGUAAAAGGGUCACAUCAUACUAGUAUUAGCUGUAGCCCUCUCAAACCUUUUGCUUCCAAUGAAACGUCGGAAAUUACUGUUUAAUGCGUCAUAAAUUUAUUAGUUGGCAUUUGUAAGCCCUCUAAACCUUCCGUGCACAAAAUGUGCAAUACAAAGAUGACAGUGUGAAAUUUGGGCAUUGAUUAAUGGCAUCUGCUAAGUACCUUGUCCAGUCUGAAGUUGAAAGGAUGACGGGGAGGAGGGGGGCACAUUAUGUGACACCAUAAAAGGUCUAUAACUGAGUGUAGUCUGACCUCUGCAUUAGCCUGACUUUAGACAGCUAACUGUACGUGAAUGUGACGCCACAUGUGGCGGGCAUGUCUGUACUUUUAUUACAAACAAAGAUAAAUGGUAAUGUUGGUGAAUAGUGAAGUAGAAAUGUAACUGAAUGAGGUUUUCUGUAUAUUUGCUUCUCACCUUUCUGUAUUUUGAUGUGGUCACAGUAAAAAUGUACAAUAUUUCAGCAUGGUUUGCAUCAUUUUAGGUUUAUAUUAUUCCAUUUGAGUCCUGCCCUGAAGACCAGAGCAUGUCUGUAAAGGAAAAUGUAACCUGAAAGAUACACUGUAAAGCAACUGACAGCUAUUUUAGGUUGUAAUGCACCAUUUAGAGUCGGUGCUUUGACGUACCAUGAACAAAUGGAUUUAAAACAUUGUUUAAAUAUGGUCGCACAAUCAUGGACAUGGGUAACUUCAUGUCAGUGAGCUCAAAGCUUGCCUAACACAAUCAUUUUGUUUUAAGGGAUGAGGACUAAGAGCGUUAGCUUGUUUUUUUUAAUUCCUUAUGUUUUCCUAUAAAAUAUAUGUAAAAAAAAAUAA